CUUACUAUGGGUAUAUAAAUGUGUUAGAAACAUUACAUCACUCUUCUAAGUAAUUAAUUAGUGCGAUAUAAAUAUUCGCGUUUGUCUCCUUGUGGUCGGUAAUCCUUUAAUGGUAGGGUGUCACGUGUGUGUAAGGAGGUCGUUGUAUCUGUCUAAGUUUGUGUUGUGUGUUGUCUAGGCGACAAAGUGGAUAUAUUCGUGUGUUGUGUACAGUUAUUUAUGUUUAAGAAUAAAUGAACGAUGUAUCAGAGAAACCAAAGCGGCGUAGCGUACGUCGGCAGCGGUCCAUCUACCAGGUGCACUACGCCAUCAAGCGGCUGGAGGACGAGAUGACGGCCAAGCCGCUGGUGCAGCCCACCGACUCGCUAGAGAUCCAGGCCUUCGCCCGGCAGGUGGCCGGACACAACAAGUGCGAGGACACCAAGUAUUUAGGUCUUCUUCAAUGCAACAACGGUACCAUCCUCAAGCCAAUAAUAAAAGAGGCUCAGAAGCGUGAAGUGGACUUCUACGAGCGUCUCUCGACCACAACAGACGAGUAUCUCCUGGAACUGCGGUCCUUCGUGCCGAAGUACUUCGGCUGCAGGAAGUUCACUUACAACGGCUUCGAACAGGACUACAUCAUACUUGAGGACCUCACGCUUAGGAUGCUGGAGCCCUGCAUCAUGGAUGUUAAGAUUGGCAGAAGAACAUGGGACCGCUUAGCGACGCCGGAGAAGAUAAAGAACGAGGAGUCGAAGUACGCGGCGUGCAAGCAGGAGUACGCGUUCUGUAUCCCCGGCUUCCAGGUGUACCGCGUGGCCGGCGGCAAGCUCUGCAAGUACAACAAGGACUACGGCAAGAAGCUGCACGGACAAGCUGUUAAGGAUGCGCUGCGCACGUACCUGAACGGGCCGGGGCUGUGCCGCGCGCUGCUGCUGCAGCAGCUGGGCGCGCUGUGGCGCCUGCAGCGCUGGGCGCGCGCGCAGCCCGCCGCCGCGCUGGCCGCCGCCUCGCUGCUGCUCGUGUACGACGCCGCGCGCCUGCGCGCCUGCUGCAGGGGCGCCGACGUCCAACAGGCGGCGUGUCGCGCGCGGCGGCCCUCGCGGCGGCAGUCGGUCCCGUGCGCGGACAGCUUCAGCGGGCAGCUGAGCGCGCGCGGGCCUGUCUACAAGAAGCUGCAGUCCGUGCGCCUCACGCCGCUGUCCUUAGCGCAGGAGUCCUUCUCCCCGCCGCCGCCCAUCAGCUCGCCCUGGUCGGAAGCCCUCGCCAGCUUCACCCACAACCACUCCUUCGAACACAACUACGAGGACAAACUCUGCAAGAUCAAGAUGGACUACAAGGCGGUGCUCGACCAGCUGUCGUACGACUCCCCCAAGCCGAGUCCUUGGGCGACCGUCAAGGUCAUUGACUUCGCUCACGCGUUCUUCAAUGAGGAAGAGGAGAGGGCAGUGGAUGAGAACUUCCGGGAAGGCAUCGAUAAUUUCGUCGCGAUAUUCGAGAGCUUCCUGCGUGAAACUGACGACCAAGUUAUUUGAUAACUUGUAGUUUUGACGUCAUCCAACAGAUGGCAGUAUUACAUUUAAGUGAAGUGGUUUUUUGUAGCUGUCGUACUCAUGAGACAUGUUAAGUCGUAAGAUAAUAGAAAAACCUUUUCGUGGCGGAUAUAGAAUCUGACUUCAGUGUAUCAUGACUGUAUCUCCCACCAACCCCCGCCACGCACCUCUUUUGACAUUUCUAUGUGUGACGUUCAAACAUUGUACAGUACUAUGUGCUCUUCGUGUGUCAAAAUUCGUUAAUGUAUAGUAUUGAAGAACCAGUGUAGUUAGAAACUAAUUAUAAAAAUAUAUUAUUAAUACUAAUUCGUAUAAAAAUUGAAGGUCAACAUUGUUUAAUGUAUAUUUAUUAUUGUAAAAGAUUUAUUUCUAAUAUAUCAGACUAAUGUAAACUUCUAAGACCUAAUUGUUAUAAAGUGAUUAUAUUAAUAUAGUACCCAGUCUUGUGAACUCAAAGCUAAUGCUCAAUUUUAUAAACAAUUCCAUUUGUUACUAGUUAGGUAUUUCAACUUCGGGACUAAGUCAAAAUAUUUUAGUACUUAAAUAGAUUUUAUUAUUCCAAAUAAUAGUUUUAUAUUUGUUAUAUUAGUGUGAAAAUGUAAAUAAAUUGUUUUUACGCUUUCGCGUUAUAAAUAUUUAUUAUCGAAAUCAGCCAAAAUUAUUUCUCCCAAAUAAACAUUAACUAUAAACUUAAAUUAUACAAU
Trichoplusia ni (cabbage looper) is the source of this 2236-nucleotide messenger RNA. It is a transcript of the gene Ipk2, whose product is annotated as inositol polyphosphate multikinase. Lineage: Eukaryota; Metazoa; Arthropoda; Insecta; Lepidoptera; Noctuidae. Gene Ontology annotation, biological process: inositol phosphate biosynthetic process. Gene Ontology annotation, molecular function: inositol tetrakisphosphate kinase activity; inositol-1,4,5-trisphosphate 3-kinase activity. The coding region runs from base 234 to 1514 and encodes 426 amino acids. Gene Ontology annotation, cellular component: cytoplasm; nucleus. The transcript has 6 exons. The record is from RefSeq and is a predicted model, not a curated record.